AUGGAGACGCGAAGUCUAGCCAGAUUUGGGAAACAGCCAGCCACGCAGCUCGAUGUGCUAAGAGAUGUCAAUCGACAACGCUUGAACACCCUAUCCGAUUCCCAGGCGAAACUUUCAUCGAUUAGAGAGGACUUGCUGAUCGAGCGCGAAAGAGUGAGAGCAACUAGUCGCAAGAUUCAACAGAAGCGGAUAGAUGCUGGCAAUGCAGAAGCCAUGUUCAUGAGUCGGCUCAGUCAAUUCGUCAACGAAUAUCCUGGGGGGCUUUCAAGAGCGCUCCUGGCCGCCUACGACGACGUCAGACAAAAGCGAGAUGAUCUGGGUGAGAUCGAGGACGACUACCUUCGAGCCGAAAGCGAUCUUACCGGUGCGGAAUGGACAUUCGUCGCCCGCGAAACCCAGUUUUACCAAUUCGAUAUCAACAGCAUUUUCUCUCAGCCAGACAACGAACAGCUCGGUUCUCUACACAAUCAACAUCCUAAGACCUCACACCAUCUGCCACUCGCGCACAUACCGCCUUGUCCUCCAGGAUCAUUGUCUCCCAGUCAAGUCUUGAAACUACCGCCCCCACCUCCUCCUCCGCAAUUUGCUGCUUCACCACCGCCCUUGACUUUUAUUUCUCCUGCUAUUGCAGCUCAGCCUCCGCCUGACCGUGUUGAUCGAGAUUAUGCUGCCAUGGUGGCAGGGGUCGAGACUUUGAAGAAAGAACUCGACAAAGUGCGGCGGACACAAGCCAGUAGCAUUACUUGGGAUGAGGGAGAUGAGGUGUUCUUCCCGGACGGAGAUGGGCUUCCUGAUAGUAAUAACACAACCUCUGCAAGCGAGUUUGGAAACAUGGUAUACGAACUCUCCAAACGGAAGGCCAAAGCGGAGCAAUACAAAGCUAAAGAAUUGUUUCCGGUGCCGGCUGCCUCACGUUUGGCGAGGCGAUCAUCUGAUCCAGCAAACUCAUACAGAACUGUACCCGAAGAUGCGACUGCAAUGAGACGAACACAAACUGAAAGCGCCGCUGCAUUCAUGCAAAACAAUUCCUUGGUAAGAGAGAAGAUUCGGGCAUGGUCCCUGACGCACCUCAAGGAAGACGCAGUGCAAAAGCAUCUGUACCUGAACACUCUUGCACACUACGGGAUAGCAAGCCCCACCGAGGGUGAUUGGGAACUUCGAGCAGCACAAUUCUGGAGUCACGAUAGUCUCGUCGAGAACGAGAAAACAAAACAUUGCAAGACAGCUUCUGUCAACGAGACGGGGUGCAAUCUCGGGUCUUACCACGAUUCAGACUCUCGGGUAUUGCACGAGGAUCCACAGGAGAGUUUUGAGGACGACUCAUCGAUACUAUCCUCGCAGCUGUCACACUCAACGGAUUCUGAUGACGAUAGUCCGAAGACACCCUCAGAUAGACCUGUCAUGGUUGAGGAACCUUACAAAGCCGUGGACCGUGAUCCAGGAGAGGACAUUGUGCCCGAAGUCGCAUGUACCUGUACAGUGGAAUAUGGUGAUGCCGCUCAACGGAAGGACAGUGUUCAGAGCACGAAGAUAUAUCAUCAUAUCAGCUGCCCAAGGUAUAAACCGGAAGUCAAGACACGAGUCACCUCGCAAGGGCCAAACAACAUCCGGACAAAGACCGAUGCUUCAGUAGUUCGCGAUCGCUGUGGCCCGGCGCAGGAGGAAGACUUGUUGGGUUUACCUAUGCCACCCUCUGCAGACUCCAAACCUGCGGAUGGUGCAUGCUUUCAAUCGUUAACCGACACUAUUGCGCAGCCUACUUCGACGAACCCCUGGAUACAAACCGCUGAGCGGCCCACUCCUAACAAUGCGAGCAAUCUCCAAUUUACCGAUGGUAUGAACAAGCCUGGUUCUCGACCACCCCUUCCACAACGGAGAACUUCGGGCAAUCGGCUUAAGGAGUGGCUUUCCUCAGUCAAGAAAUUGCGAAGUAAAAGCACUCCUACGAUCGCGAUUCGACCCUCCGCAGCUCGUACAAGAAAGCAGUCAGUGGCAUGA
This is a messenger RNA of Alternaria hordeiaustralica, 1998 nucleotides long. RefSeq lists its product as uncharacterized. Bases 1 to 1998 code for a protein of 665 amino acids. The record is from RefSeq and is a predicted model, not a curated record. Lineage: Eukaryota; Fungi; Ascomycota; Dothideomycetes; Pleosporales; Pleosporaceae. The transcript has a single exon.